UGUUCAGUUGUCAUCGAGCGGUUGCGUCUUGCAGACGUGGAAAAGUUCCGAUUGCGAAGGAGGAUUAUUUUUGCGAGUCCAGAGAAGAGGGGAGUUGUUUUUCUUCCCGCAGGAAGAAAAAGUGAAAAAUCAAUUCGAAUCAUUGCGGGUGUGGAAAUUGAGUGGAAAUAGUUUUCCAUUGGUGAGUUGUAGAGUGGAAAAAAGUCGAAGAAGAGAUUGGUGCUAAUUUUUUAAGGUGGUGAAUACUGCAAUCGAAUGACAAAAUUGCACUAAAAGCACUACACAGUGAAGUAAUGCAAAUUGUGCAAAAAAUAUGAAGUCUGUUCAAUAAAAUUCGUCUUCUUCAUAGGUCGAGUGUUCCGGAGUGCGAUGGUGUUUGUGAAAUUUAUCGUUUUUGUGCGGAGCUGGCUGCGCGGUUGAUGGUCGUCAGUUGAAUAAAAAAGAAGGAAGAGAGGUCUUUUUUUCGCAAAUUUUUCUUCCUCAUCUGCCUGCCUAGCACAGCAGCGACUUUGCGCUGCGGUGGAUCUUUUCUUGUUGGUUUGGUGGUGUGCUUUUGCUGUGCCCGUUCGUUCGAACUCGAAGUGCGAAAUGAAACGCAAGUGAAAAUACAAUUCCCGCUGAUCGAGCAAGAAAUAAGUGCAAGAAAUACCUACAUAAUCCUACCCUUCGGGUCCGGCUGCAAAAAUUGUUUCGCUCAGUUCCAGUGCAACUGUGAGUGCAAUAAACGGUGUUGGGAGAUCAGUAGUGGAGGCUCCUCUCCGGGUCAGGUGAAAGUUACUGCUGCCUGCACUCUAGCUUUGUCAAGUGCAUCGACGUCAUAACAAAAGGGAGUUGGUAAAUAGCACGUCUCUUGGGUGCAGAGGAAUUUCGCGCAAUCUCCGGGUCUGCGCGAUCCGCACAUAUCAUAACACCGCAGACGGGUAUUACGUCGCGCAACACGCGGCAGUAAGAUACCGUUAGAAGUGCCGCGUGUGUGUACAACAGUCAGGCAGUCAGUGUUGAGAUUGGGGUGUGAUAGAGAAGCAGAAGAAAAAACACCCAAUUGGGGCGCGUUGAAUGAUCGACGCGAAGAUAAACAACAUGGCAACGACGACUCCGGUGCCGACAAACGCCGCGACGCCUACGGUAGUUACGGGAAAUGGCGUUCAGAAGCAAGAACCGGAUGUAGUUAAUAGGUCGGCGACGCCCGUGAAGAAAAACCAAAUGCAGAAGCAACCGAAGGAAAUUCACUAUGUUAAUCCGUUUGUGCACAAACUGAUCUGGGACGAUCCCAUUGAUAAAGUGAAGACUGCAUUCCUGACAGUAUUCCUAUUGCCAUUUCGGGUGAUACUCAUUCUAGUCUGCCUGGUGAUAGCGUGGACGUUAGCAACUAUAGGACUUUAUGGAUUAACCCGCGAAGAGCUAAGGACAAAACCUCUCUCCGGAUGGAGGCGACACAUGAAACGACUGCUGAGCCAGUGCGCGAUUGCGAUGUACUCCUUUGCGGGACUCGGCAUCGGAAUACGGGGCCGGAAGGCCACCCGGGCGGAGGCCCCGGUCCUAGUGGUAUCGCCGCACAGCUCCUUUCUGGACGCCGUCAUCAUCUACCUGACUGGACUGACGAGCCCGCUCGUGCGGAACGCGGACGCCAACCUGGGAAAGCUGAUCGACUACGCCCAGCCCAUCUACGUGUGUCGUGAGGACCCCAACUCGCGACAAACCACCAUCAAGGAGAUCAUCGAACGUGCCAACUCCAAGGAAGACUGGCCCCAAAUUUUGAUCUUCCCGGAGGGAACCUGCACCAACCGGACGUCGUUGAUUCAAUUCAAGCCGGGUGCCUUCUACCCGGGCGUUCCGAUUCAACCGGUUCUGGUGCGAUAUCCGAACAAAGUCGACACCGUCACGUGGACCUGGGAGGGACCGGAUGCACUUCAACUGCUGUGGCGAACGCUGACGCAGUUCCACACAUACUGCGAGAUCGAAUUUCUGCCCGUGUACCAUCCGAACGAGGAGGAAAAGAAGGACCCGAAACUGUACGCACGCAACGUACGCAAUCUGAUGGCCCGCGAGCUGGGAAUUCCCAUUUCCGAUUACACGUUCGACGACUGCAAGAUGAUGACGUUCGUCAAAAAUAUCGGCAUGCCAUAUCCGUCGUUCAGCGCCGAUAUCGAGAAGCUGCGGAAGGAGUUGGGCAUGAACAAAUUCAACAUCGAGCAACAACUGGUGGCAGAAGGGCCCCGAUUGACGGAUGAGAACAGCUUCCUGACGAUAGAGGAGUUUUCCAAACGCUUGAACGUACCGGUGAACAGUGAAUCGACAAAGAAACUCUUUCGAAUAUUUGUUAAGCCUGAUCGCGGAAUGGACGUGAUCGAUUUCAGAGAGUACCUGUUGCUAUCCCUGUUCCUAAUCACGUUAUAUUCGCCAAAAAUGAACUAUGUCCGAGCAUUGUUCCAGCUUCACGGUGACCGUGGUAAGGUCUCCCGACAGGCGUUCUUCAACACACUGAAGUACCUAGUGAAGAUCAGUCCGCAGGAAGCCGACGCCAUCUUCGUGACGGCGGACAGUGAAAAUUUGGGCGAAAUUUCAUUCGAUCAAUUCUCCAAAGUGCUGGACAAAUACCCAGCGAUCCAGAAGAAGCUCCAGAAAAAUAACGACCCCAACAACCUGAGGCUAAACUAAUCCGUGCGCUCGAUAAGUUUGUAAUUGCUGGAACCAUCCCCCGUCGUUGAUAAGAUCUUUAUUUUUAUUUUAACAUAUCCUUUGUUGAACACCAGCAACAGCAGCAGCAGUAGCAGUAGAAGCAGCAAGCACAUUAAGUGAUAUGGAAACUGGAGAUCGUCGGAAGUCUACUUAACUCCUCAUAGAGAGCUAUUUAUUAUUUAUUGUGUUCGUCAUGCAAUAGACGUAAUGGUAGUCGCCAUGUGGUAUUAAGUCCAGUUAUAUUUUGCUAGAUUUUAUGUUACUCUCGAUGUGGAUGCAUCCAUUACAUAUACCACGUUAGGGCAAAAUGACUGAACGCUACCCUUAAAUGAUCUUUUAGUUAAAGAUAUCUCUGUACGCGAGACAUGUAUUUUACGGAGAGUAAGCCACAGAAUAAAAAGAAUACUAAGGAUAUUUGGAAUCGCUGAUAUUUGUAUCAACAAUUAUUGGAGAAGCUGUGCGGUGUGACUUGUGUAACUCGGAAUAUCGAUUUGUGUCUAAUGUAAACUGUCUUUCAAUAGCUUUUGACACGAUAAAUCCAUGUCUAUAAUGAAAUACAAAGCAGUAUACACAACAGCUUAGAGCGUAAGAGUGCUAUUCAGGAUAGCAAACUGGACUGGACUGGUUUAUGUGACGUGUAUUUAUGUUCCAGAAUAAAGUGGUUAGAGAUCGCGAUGUUGUCGAUGGAGAAGUAAAGCAGG
Molecule: messenger RNA, 3380 nt
Organism: Aedes albopictus (Asian tiger mosquito)
Lineage: Eukaryota; Metazoa; Arthropoda; Insecta; Diptera; Culicidae
Gene: LPCAT
Product: lysophosphatidylcholine acyltransferase
Exons: 9
Coding region: 1057-2658 (533 amino acids)
Cellular component (GO): endoplasmic reticulum
Molecular function (GO): lysophosphatidic acid acyltransferase activity
Source: RefSeq, a predicted model, not a curated record